AUGAGUGAUACGGACGCGACACCUUCUAUCGAGGAUAUAGUGCGUGAAGUGAUGUUGAAACUUGCUAGUGUUGUACCGUCAAACAAUGCUCCGCCGCCUGUAAUUGGCAAUAAUACUACAGUACCAAAUACAUUGAUGGAAGCUAUACCCGAGUUUGGUGGUAACGAGUUGGGUGAAGAUUCAAAUGUGUGGUGCAGUUUGGUGGAGGAAAUUACGAAGAACGUUACGAGCCAGCAACGUUUAUCCUCAGCGACGCAUGCACUCACAGGGCCCGCGAAAAGAUGGUACCGAGAGUGGAAAGGAAAGCCGCGCACGUGGGACACGUUUCGCGAAGAUCUGUGUUCAGUAUUUGUGUCCGAAAAAAGACUGCAUCAACGAAUGCUUCGUGCGGUUACGUACACAAGUGACGGAGCCGUUUCAUAUGCUGAAUAUGUCCGUACGAAAUUAAUGUAUUUCGAACAGACGCGUGUAAAUUUUAAACCUGAUGAACUAAUAGAACUCGUUAUUGGUGCGAUCACGGAUGAAAGUGUCAGACAGGCAAUGAUGAACGGCAACCAUCAGACUACCGCGUCCAUGAUUGUCGGAAUUACGCAAUUUGGAAAAACAGGUUGCGAAAAGAAGACUGACAAAGGAGUUGGAGAACGUGCAACCAAGGGGUCACAUACUUCAAGGAAAAGAUGUUUUGUAUGCGACAGCGAUGACCACGUGCAGCGACAUUGUCCGAAAAAGGCUAAAUCUAAACCAAGCGGGGAUGAUGGCCCAGUAAGAAAGAUAGUAACCUGCAGUUUUUGUAAGAAGAGAGGCCACGAGGAGACGCGUUGUUGGGUCAAACAAAGGACUGCAAACACCAGUCAGGAGCAGAAAAAUGCUCAAGCAAAUGUCUGCCAAACAACAAACAUGAAGUUGACACCGAUUCUUCUACGAAAUACGUUACUUAAUUGCCUUAUGGACAGUGGUGCGAAUUGUUCCUUGAUGAGGGAAAGUGUUGCGAAGCGUACGGGUUGCAAUGUGACUCCUUUUGUUACGGUGGUGCGUGGGCUGGGCAAUAAGAGUGUUUCUACGAUUGCAAAAACCACAGCGGUAGUGCAAUGUGAGGACGUCUCUCUGGAACUGGACAUUUUUAUUUUGCCAGACGCGGACGUUCCAUAUGAGGUUGUCAUCGGAAGAAAUGUACUGCGACAUCCAGAUUUGAAGAUGGUGACCGACGUUGACGGUACUAAACUCCAGCGCACGUCAACAUUCACGGAAUCGGGGAAAUAUCCGGCAGGAGAGCAAUGCUGUACAAUUGAUGACAUCGGGAACGACAUGGAUGGAUCGCUGCGUGAACUUUUGGGCAGAUACCAACACAUGAUCGCGAGGGGUAAUCACAUACGCAGUGUCACCACCGCACAGUGGUCCGGAUUGACGUAA
Messenger RNA from Osmia bicornis bicornis, 1410 nucleotides. RefSeq lists its product as uncharacterized. The transcript has a single exon. Gene Ontology annotation, molecular function: aspartic-type endopeptidase activity; zinc ion binding; nucleic acid binding. Gene Ontology annotation, biological process: proteolysis. The record is from RefSeq and is a predicted model, not a curated record. The coding region runs from base 1 to 1410 and encodes 469 amino acids. NCBI's taxonomy places the organism in Eukaryota, Metazoa, Arthropoda, Insecta, Hymenoptera, Megachilidae.